AUGAAGCAGAUGAAAUAUUAUAGCCUCAGUGAGGUGAAACAGCAUAACAGUAAAGGUGAUUACUGGGUAAUAGUCGACGGCGGCGUUUACGACUUGAGUCGCUGGGCACCGUAUCAUCCCGGUGGAGAACUCCCGAUACGUUACAUGGCUGGCCAUGACUGUACAGAUGUUUUCAAAGCUUUUCACCUCCCUUCUGUCACAGAAAAGAAGCUGCCAGCAUUUAAAAUUGGGGAGAUACGCGACGAAUGCAAACCCUCUAUAAACGAGUCUGCUUUAGACCAAGACUUUCGUAAAGUACGAGACGAACUUGAUGGACGUCUGGACACCGAUUGUAAGUUGAUCUUUUAUUGCUUGUAACUAAGCCUUACCACUGCGGUCUUUGUUCUUCCCUCAUGCUUGACUCUAGGCGAACUCCAGACAGUUUGAAUGUAUUCCCUUUUUGUGUUUUUUGGUUAGAACGUCCUGGAUUUCACUGUUUCAUUCAAUCUUCCGUCACCCUCGCUGCCAAAUAACCUUAGCUCUGUGAUUUUAUAAACUUAUGUAAUAUUUCUAGCAUGCCUUACACUAUUUUAAUUGUGAAAUUCAAAGUCAAGCUUAUGACAGACGAGAUGCUUAACAACCUUUGCAGCCAUUUUUCUUGAAACGUAAGCGUUAGCUUAUAUUUUAUUUCGUUUUGGUCAUGGCUGAAUAGAUAUUUAAUCAAAAAGUUGUGUAAUAGUCAACCAAUUCUUUGAUAAAACGUUGAAUCUUAAUUUUCUGUGGGAGUGGUUGUAUGUCCGUUUCAGUUUCUCUGAAUAUGUUAGAAACAAAAAAACCCUCGUAGCUUUCUUACUCGAUAUGCAGACAGUUAACCUCACCCAGCUUAAGUUUGUUGUUUUUAUAUUCAAUCAACUGUCUGUCUUGUCAAAAAAAAAAAAAAAAAUCCGCAGACAAGGUUGUUGAACUUAUGGCAUUCGCAAUAGACAUGAGUUUAUCUAAACGCCAAGGAUUUUUUUUGGAGUUUGCUGGGGGAUUUUUAAAUGUUAUUGUGCUUAAAAUUCAAGUCUUGCCUUUGUUUUUCUGUCAUUUUGGCAAUGGUUUUCCCAUAAUUUAAUCAUGAGAAAUGACUAUUCGCCGGCUUUGGGUAUUAUUUUUUUGGUGGAAAAGUCUUUUAUAACGGCUUCAUAAAAGACAACGACCUCAGUGCUAAGAUUUAUUUUUAGCUGGUCAAAUAGUGAAACUGGAAGAAAACAAAUUUGCAUAUCUCUCUUUUCGGUCAAGUUAUUAUUGCUUGGUUGAAGUGAAUGUUUUUUGAGGAUUCUUAAACUUAAAAAUCAGGAUUUUUAUGUUAUUAUUUACUGCUUGCAUUUUACUAAAUUAAAAGGUCCAAGAACAAUGAGCUAUGCUGGAUAUACUCUAUCAGUAGAUUCACAUUCAGAAUGCAUUUAGCAAAUUUCAGUUCUUAAAAAAAAUUCGAAGUUUUCACUGUGGAAGAAAACACAGUUGGUAAUUUGUUAGUGUUAGAUAACUGGGGAUUUAUCUGGUGUGAAAACCAAAAGCAUUGUGUAAAGUGUUGAAGCCCAAAAAAUUUCUGUUUACCUUCUGUAUGCUAGGUUGUCAAAGAAUAUAAAUAAUCAAUUUUCUAGAAUUCUCUUUUGACCAAACUAUAAAUAAGUAAAUAAUUAAAAAAAGUAACAAAGGCAAUAUUUCGUCUGCAGGAUUGAUUUCAUGCGGUAAAAUUUUUAUGACCUCACAGAAAUUCAGAAAAAUAAAAUAAUUUUUCUGAAAAAGCAGUCAUGAAGACUAAAGGGAUACUAUUUUAGGAAAUUAAUAACGCUUUUAAGGGUUUUGGUUGUUUAUUUCUUUAUUUCCUUUUUUGUAAGAGAAUCUCUUUUGUUAAUGCCAGUGUAAUAGAAUUACUUAUAAAAACCAAAUCUCUAAUUAAUAAAAAAUUAAUAAUGUUAGAGUUGAGAUUCCUACACAGCAAAGUUAUUAUUACAAGGUUUUUGAGUGGAUCCCAGUAAGGAUGCUUCAGAUCUACACAAUUUUGUUUUGUUUCUAAUAAAAGUUUUUGUGACAGUGUUGAAUACUGCAGUCAACAAGCUAAUUAACGUGCAAGCGAGCAUGACCCUUCAAAACUGCAUCGAUGUGUAGUAUUAUUAAAUUUAUCAAUAAAUGUCCUAUGAUCAUAUAGCACAGAUUUUAAUGGUGCUGUAAUAAAUUAAUGCUCUGAGGUUUAUUAAUCCAGAACCUAAUGUGUAAAUAUUUAUUGGAAAAAAAGCAAAUCAUCUACAGGAAAUAUUUUAAAGCUGCUGUGUUCAGUGAAACGCAAUUUGCAUUUAUGAUUUCAAUAGCCAAAACCACUAGGUUAGCUACAAUGUAUGCCGUGUACAUUUAAAAACUUGAUAGCACACCCCUGGUCCCAUAUUUUAAAUGAUACAAAAAUAUUAAAAGGUACAAAUGUUAAAUUGUUCUCAGUAGCUCCUUGCAGCUACAGCCAGUUUUUGUGUCAACCAUUCUACACUUCAACAUCCCCUCAGGCAAACCCUGGUCAUUUGUGAUGACCAUCCCUUGUGAUCAGGUAGUGGGGAAUGUGACCUUUGCCUAGCUAGGCUGGGGAAUUUGAAAGGCCCGUUAGGGACGUGUCAAGUUUAACUUCUUUGUAUGAUCCAGGUUUGACAAUGUGGUUUGAUAGAUGUGAUCUUUCAUCUUUCUCUUAGUAACAGAGAUAGAGAAGUGUGAAGGUAAAGAAACAGCUUUUGUUAACAAAUUGCUUGUUUGGCAAGGACUUUAAAACAUACAUGUAAGCGUUCUUGAAGGUAUUAAUGUAGUGCAAAUCAAGUGUCAUGUGGAUUCCCUAAACUCUAUGUUUUGAAUUCGCAAUCUACAAAACAGUUCUUCUCUGGGAGGGGCAUUUGACCACUACAUUGGGCUAAUGUAACAGGAAUUUGAACAGGCUUGUUUUGAAAGGGGGCUGUCUGGGGACGUUGAUAUUUUGAAUUAAUAAAUAUUGAAACAUUACAACAAUAUAAGUUUAAAAAAUUAUUUCUGUUUUAUUGCAAAUAGAUUGGUUCUAUGUCAAGCACUCCAUCAGCUUGUGCAUAAUUUUUGCAGCAGUACUGUAUGGAGUGGUAUUUAGCAAUAAUGUGUACAUACAAGUGGCAUCAUCCAUAACCAUGGCUUUAUUUUGGCAACAAAUGGCAUUUAUUGGACAUGACACUGGCCACACAGCCAUCACUCAUGAUUUUAAAAUGGACCAGUUGAUCGGCAUAUUUGCUGGGAACAUGACAACUGGAAUCAGCAUUGGAUGGUGGAAGAAGAGUCACAAUGCUCACCACAUUGUGACAAACUCAGUGGAGUUUGAUCCCGAUAUCCAACACUUGCCGGUAUUGGCCAUCACUGACAAGUUCUUCAAGUCAGUCAGGUCAAUGUAUCACGAGAAAACCCUUACCUUCAAUGGACUGGCCAAGUUUUUUGUCUCCAACCAACAUUGGCUGUACUACUUGAUCAUGGGUCUAGCUCGUUACAACUUGUAUGUGCAAAGUUUUCUCUUGGUGUUUUCAUUACCAAAUGGACGGGCCAAAUAUCUUGAAUGUCUUGGCUUGGCAUUUUUUUGGACAUGGUAUAUUUACCUGUGUUCCUUUUUACCAUGUUGGACAUCAAUGUUUAUUUUUGUUUUUGUUGCACAUUUUCUCGCUGGAGUUCUUCACAUUCAGAUAACUCUGAGUCACUUCUCCAUGAAAACUUAUCACGGACACCCCAUGGAUGCAUUCAAGGGCAGCGAGUUCCUUCUCUCACAACUGGCGACAACAAUGGAUAUUGAAUGCCAUCCGUGGCUUGAUUUUAUCCAUGGUGGGCUUCAAUUCCAAAUUGAGCAUCAUCUCUUUCCAAGACUUCCACGUCACAGGCUGCGAGAAGCAAAAGCCAAGAUCCAAGCACUCUGUAAAAAACACAAUGUGCCUUACAGGUCCAAGACUUUCUAUGAAGCUAAUUUGGAAAUCAUCGAACAGCUAAAGGAAACAGCCUUGAAAGCCCAGUGUAUUUCUCCUCUAAUUUGGGAUGGAAUUAAUGCAAUUGGUUAA
Molecule: messenger RNA, 4061 nt
Organism: Porites evermanni
Lineage: Eukaryota; Metazoa; Cnidaria; Anthozoa; Scleractinia; Poritidae
Source: the annotation of a GenBank genome assembly